UCACAAUAACAAUUUAAAGAUUCGGUAGAUAUAUGAUUUCUCACAAAAAAACGCAAUAAAAAUAUUAUUUAAUAGAAUUAAAGUCAAGUAGUCGAAGUCUUUUUAGUGCAUGCAUUGAAUAAUGAGUUAUCCUUAUCUGUUGCAGUUGCAUUUGAGAUAUCAAACGGACUGCGGCGUAUUUUCGUUAAAUUUGUUUUAUCGUGUUUAAAAAAAGAUUGUUGAAGCUUUUUGUUUCAUUUUGUGAGAAAAUGAAGUGGGUUAUUCUAUGGAUUUUAUUUCUUAAUAUGUGUACUGGAUACAGAGUACUACUCGUAUUUCCGUUUCCGUUCAAAAGCCACAGUAUAUUUGGUGAAGGAUUCGUACGGCAUUUGAUUAAUGCCGGUCAUGAGGUGACGUACGUUACGCCGUUCCCUUUAAACGAUACAAACCCAAAGCUGCAUCAGAUAGAAUUAACCAGUGACAACAGUUUUAAACCGUCUUUAAAUCUUAAAGACAUUUUUGAGAGGAAUAUGAGACAUGAAGGAUGGAAAAUAUUUCUCAUGAUGAAAAGCGUGGCAGAGAAAACUGCUUUGAAUGUAAAAGUGCAGGAACUUUUAAAUGACACGGGUCGGAAAUUUGAUGUAGCCGUAGUUGAGUGGAUGGAUCACGAGAUUUAUAGUGGGUUCUCAGCAGUCUUCGAAUGUCCAUUGAUAUGGUUCUUCCCUUACGAUCAAUACAUUGAGAUAUUUCGUUUGAUUCACACUCCGUCAAAUCCCGCCUACACACCUAAUACGAAGACUAUCAAUCUCCCGCCAUUUACAUUUAAACAGCGUGUUCAAGAACUUUGGUACACGAUGGUGACCUUGUUUACGAGACAUUUCUUCAUUCACUCUUUGGAAGAGGAAACUUAUAGAAUUUUUUUCGAGCCAGCCAUGAAAAAGAGAGGGAAAGAGUUACCAGCUUAUAGCGAUGUGAAAUAUAACGCGUCUCUCGCAUUUAGUGGUUCACAUAUAAGUUUGAGGGAUCUUCCAGAAGUCCCGAGUGCUCUGAAAAUGAUUGGUGGAUUUCAUGUAAAGACUCAAAUAGAACCAUUGCCAGAGGAUUUGCAAAAGAUAAUGGACCGAAGCAAGCAAGGUGUAAUAUUAUUUAGCAUGGGAACACAACUAACAUUUGGUGGAUUGUCGAACCUAGUAACAGAACUUGUUAAUACGUUUAGUAAGCUAAAUUACACAGUACUGUGGAAGACAAAUGAAAAGAGCCUUGAAUUACCAAGUAAUGUUAUUGCUAUGUCAUGGGUUCCUCAAGUUAGUGUUUUAGCCCAUCCAAAUUGUAUUCUGUUUAUUACACAUGGAGGUUUAUUAUCAGUCACAGAAGCUGUUCACUUCGGCGUACCUAUUAUUGGUCUCCCAGCAUUUGCAGAUCAGUUCAUGAAUGUCAGAAAUGCUGUAAACAAUGGUUUUGCUAAAGAAGUGAAGUUAUCUGUUAAUAUGGGAAAUGAGUUACUUUUAGCAAUCAAUGAUGUUACAAAUGAUCCAAGAUAUGUUUCGCGCGCUAAAGAAAUUUCCCGCAUCUACCACUCCCGCGUAGCGCCCCCUGGUGUAGAGUUAGUUCAUUGGAUAGAGGAAGUGGUGACGUCACAGGGCGCGCCCCAUUUACGUUCUCCCGCGCUCACUAUGCCCCUUUACCAGAAAUACUAUCUCGACUUGGCCGCUACUAUUCUAAUCGUACCAGUCAUAAUGUAUCUUACGCGAAGUUUGAAUUAUUCGCUUAGCAAAUCAGACCUUAAAAAUAAGAAAAAUGAUUAGAGUUCCUUAUGUGUGUAAGAGUAUUCGUUAAAGUGUGUUAAACAGCAUUUUACUUUUGGUCGCGCUGGUUUUAUGAGUUUAGUGAUGUAUUAUUAAUAACCCAAAAUUAUUGCUGUCCAGCCAACGGAUGUUUCAAUUAAAGGAUUAAUAAAAUGUGAUAUUUAAAUCAGA
Messenger RNA from Pieris napi, 1955 nucleotides. RefSeq names its product UDP-glucosyltransferase 2-like. Gene Ontology annotation, molecular function: UDP-glycosyltransferase activity. The transcript is spliced from 9 exons. Lineage: Eukaryota; Metazoa; Arthropoda; Insecta; Lepidoptera; Pieridae. The record is from RefSeq and is a predicted model, not a curated record. Bases 249 to 1784 code for a protein of 511 amino acids.